GUGGACCUGCCUCCCCGCUGCCCUUCCUCCCAGCCGGCAGUGAGGCGGUGAUGGCGGCCGAGCUGCAGGGCGCCGGCGGGGCGGCGCGGGAUGUGCUGAGCGACGGGCUCCUGGAGCUGCUGAAGCCGGGAGUGAGGGAGGUGGACCAGCAGGUGCAGGCCGUCAGGGAGAGUCAGGUGGAGCUGAGGGAGCAGAUCGACCGGCUGGCGGCAGAGCUGUGCAGGAUAAAUGAGGAGCAGAAGGUGUCCCUGGACCUAGAUCCGUACGUGAAGAAGCUGCUGAAUGCUCGGCGGAGGGUGGUGCUGGUCAGCAACAUCUUGCAGAACGCCCAGGAGCGACUGAGGCGCCUGAACCACAGCGUCGCCAAGGAAACAGCCCGGCGGAAGGCCUACCUUGAGUCUGGGAUUUACCUGCCUGGUUCUCCGAGCAAGUGAAGACUCCCCAGGCGCACCAGCUUCCCCCCUGCUGCUCGAGAGGAGGGAGCUUGACCGGCAUCUGACGGAUUCACUCAUCCUCGUGCUACCGGGGAGGGAAGAAUGCUCCAGGGUCACUGACUUGAAACUAAAGUGGUGGGCCAGCUGAGCUCGUCUCUGCUCCAGCACAGCUCCCAAUCUCCUAGCCCGGCUGGAUCUCCUGAGUGCGAGGUUAAUGGCGCAUGAGGCGAGGCGUUGCGUCCCUGUGCCAGUGGUAAUCCCUCGCUGCAACUUUAUUAUUUGCCCAUUCAGCUUCCAAGUCGUCUGACGACUCCUUCACGACCCCCCUUUUCCCCAGCAGCUACCUGCAAGUUCCCAAGCAUUUGACCAAAUGGGACCUUGCUGGGGAACCCUACCCCUAACGUGGUAACCUGCACUUAAAGCAGUGGCCCCCCCCCCCAUUCCCUGGCUUCCCCUGAAGCGCCUUUGCUGGACUCAAGCCGGCCAAAACGCAUUUCAAGGGGAUCACUGUGUACUGAAAAGGCUUGGCGUUACGUGAAAUUCACUGUGGAUAAGUUCUGAGCCCUCCUGCAUCCUUCCACACCGCACCCCCCCCCCCAAAAUCUCUCAGCAGUGCUUCCCGACCCUGUAACGCUGCUGAGCUCCCACAGACACCGUUAUCAGCUGACAUCUGCCAAAUUUCGCCAGACAACUUUGCUGCUUUUUAAACGCCUUCCCCGUCCCCUCCAAUCCGUAGCAGUUCAAAAGGAAAGUUUUUGCUUUUUGUUUGCUGACGCGGGGCUUAAACUGCAGGAACACCUCGCGUAACGGCUGACAGAGGCAAGUACCUUGGGACGCAGCACUUGUGCAGUCGCUGUGACUUGUUGAGGUUCCCACACUUUCUGUACAGGGUGUGACAACGGCGAAUAAAACUAACAGACCACGUCCAGCUCGGA
Messenger RNA from Pristis pectinata (smalltooth sawfish), 1369 nucleotides. RefSeq names its product SNAP associated protein (gene snapin). Lineage: Eukaryota; Metazoa; Chordata; Chondrichthyes; Rhinopristiformes; Pristidae. Gene Ontology annotation, biological process: lysosome localization; regulation of synaptic vesicle exocytosis; endosome to lysosome transport. Gene Ontology annotation, molecular function: SNARE binding. The record is from RefSeq and is a predicted model, not a curated record. Bases 51 to 434 code for a protein of 127 amino acids. Gene Ontology annotation, cellular component: synaptic vesicle; BORC complex; BLOC-1 complex. The transcript is spliced from 4 exons.